This is a messenger RNA of Aspergillus fischeri NRRL 181, 480 nucleotides long. RefSeq names its product actin-binding ADF family protein. Gene Ontology annotation, cellular component: cytoplasm; actin cortical patch; actin cytoskeleton. The coding region runs from base 1 to 480 and encodes 159 amino acids. The record is from RefSeq and is a predicted model, not a curated record. Gene Ontology annotation, molecular function: actin filament binding. Gene Ontology annotation, biological process: actin filament severing; cell motility; actin filament depolymerization. NCBI's taxonomy places the organism in Eukaryota, Fungi, Ascomycota, Eurotiomycetes, Eurotiales, Aspergillaceae. The transcript is spliced from 4 exons.
AUGGUAUUUCUUGCCUCGCAGCUCGCAUCCGGUGUCUCUAUCGCAGAUGAGUGCAUCACUGCAUUCAACGAGUUCCGCAUGAGCGGCAACAAGGCCAACAAGACCAAGUUCAUUAUCUUCAAGAUCGCCGAUAACAAGAAGGAGGUUGUCAUCGACGAGGUCUCGCAAGAAGAGGACUACGAGGUCUUCCGUAGCAGGCUCGAGGCUGCCAAGGAUAGCAAGGGUAAUCCCGCUCCUCGUUAUGCAGUCUACGAUGUCGAGUAUGAUCUCGGUGGCGGUGAGGGCAAGAGAAGCAAGAUUGUUUUCAUCUCCUGGGUUCCCUCAGACACACCUACUCUGUGGUCCAUGAUCUACGCCAGCACACGGGAGAACUUGAAGAACGCUCUCAACAUCCACACCUCCAUCCACGCCGACGACAAGGGCGACAUUGAGUGGAAGACUGUUCUGGCCGAGGCCAGCGGUGGUAAGGCCGGUAAAUAG